This is a messenger RNA of Polistes dominula (European paper wasp), 1601 nucleotides long. RefSeq names its product transmembrane protein 114. Gene Ontology annotation, cellular component: plasma membrane. NCBI's taxonomy places the organism in Eukaryota, Metazoa, Arthropoda, Insecta, Hymenoptera, Vespidae. The record is from RefSeq and is a predicted model, not a curated record.
GAACCUUGGUUAGAACCAGCGAUCAGUGUCAAACUGGCGGUCAACGCGUACGGUUAUACGAGUUAUACGAAUUAUAUUAAUUUAACACUGUAUAUAUGAGUUAUAUACUCCUCUCCUCUCCUAACCUCAAUCAACAUUUAUUAUUUUGUGAUUUAGAAUUUUGACGUGAGUGAUAUUAAAGAGACAUCUACCUUAUCAGUGAUUUUUUUUUUCUUUCCUCUGCUUUUCAGGGGAUUUUAUUAACAGGUCGAUGCCAGUUUUUCGUCGCUUGACAAGAAAGAAAACAGGAAGAAAUGAAAUUGAAAAUGUUUGCCGCAAAAGCGAAUGAAUUUUUGUUGUCGACUCGCGAGUGUCUCAAACGAUGAAGAAGAAGUUGAACACUGAAAAUAAAAGUAGUAAAAAAAAUUAGUCUUCUUUUUAUUUUGAUGUUGGUCGAGAAUGAAAAUUGAGAAGGAACUCGUUGUGAACGGAUUGUUCGUUCGUUAUUGUCCGUCGAUUGGUGGCACGCUGGAAGAAAUUAAAACGCGAAUAAUUUAAGCUUCGAUUGAUACAAAGAAGGAAUCGUUUAAAAAAAAAACAAAAGAAGAAAGAAAGAUAGAAGAAAAGAAAUGGCGAAUAGAAUGAAGUCACUUUACAACCAGGUAAUAUUCGAAAGGCGAAUUCUGCUCGGUUGUACAGCCCUCGUGGGACUAUCCGCGUGCAUAUGGGCCGUAGCAAUAGGAACCGAUCAUUGGUUUACCGUUGAAGCACCGAAUGAUCAAGGUUUGCCGCUGGGAGAUUUUGGAGCUACUGGUCGGAGAUUGAUCUACAAGCAUAUGGGUCUCUGGAGGGGUUGCGUCACUGGUUUAAUACCUAAAACGAAGAAUUCCAGUGAAUUGGUGCCUUACCGAGAAUGCAAAUAUCAGGAAAUGUUUCCACCUGAAUCAAGGAUAGAAAUGGAUCCAGGUUUAGACAAGACAGUUAUCAAAACUCAACUUGAUUAUGCAAGGACUCAGGUAUCGUUCGCUGUUAUUAGUAUGUUUAUAAUGAUAAUGGGAUUCUGUUUCUCAAUCUACACGUUCCGCAACCCACGUUACAUGUUCAAGAGACUAGCUGGUGGAAUACACUUCAUUAGUGCUGCUUGCAACAUGGUGGUCAUCCAAGUCCUAUUGUCCUCAGUGGAAUAUGAAAGAACAAACGUUUAUGAAACGUUUCCAAAAGGUGCAUCAAUGAGAUAUGAUUUUUCUCUAAUACUGGCAUGGAUUGUCUUCCUUUGCAAUUUAAUCGCUGGAUGUGCCUUUAUGCUAUUCUCAAGAAAAAGAAAAAGAGACAAAGCACCAACCGAAGAAAUUGCUAUGGCCGAUGAACCAACGAUAAUCGGUCGUUAGUGUUCGUCCCUAACUAACAUGUCAAGUUAAAUGAAACACUCUGUAUACUCUCAAACACACAAAGAAAAAGAGGAGGGUAUAAACUACGCUUGCGCGUCUUCUUCUACGGUUUUACUAUAUUACAUUACGAGCAGAGCAAAGGCUUUCCAAAAAUAUCACCCCAUUAUAUUAUUUCUCGUCUUCUCCGGUUUUUCGUCUCUUAAAAAUAGUUGUCCGCCGAAAUAUGUUUAUGUC